This is a messenger RNA of Peniophora sp. CBMAI 1063, 2163 nucleotides long. The record is from the annotation of a GenBank genome assembly. Lineage: Eukaryota; Fungi; Basidiomycota; Agaricomycetes; Russulales; Peniophoraceae.
AUGGGUCGCGGAAGACGAGGUGGUGCCCCGCGCAAGGGCACGUUCAACCCGGAAGAGGAUCCUUCUAUCGAGCACCACAAAAUUGGGGUCUGGGAUCUCUACGUCCAGCGAGACGAAGGCGCAAAGAUAUUGACAAGUCGCUGGACAUGGCUUGAGGAUCGCGCGGAACUACUGAACAACUGGAGGUACCUCUGGCGCGCGAUACACGACUUGCGCGCCACCUGUGGACAUCUCCUGGUGUUGUAUGCGCUUACAAUGGCUGUGAACGCCGUCAUCCCGGCUGUCACCUUGUGGUUCUCAGGACAGUUGCUAGAGAUCGCAAACACUGCCGUCGAAAAGCGAAUGGUCGACAAAGCCGAGCUAUUCCGCAUAGCAUCCGGCCGCGUCGCAUGUGCAGUAGCGACACUCGUCGUCAGCCACAUCAACAACACCGUCUCCCGACGACUCAACGGGCGCAUCAAACGCUUCUACAGCGUCCACACCUUCCACGCCCUCGCGCGUCUUGACGUGCCAACAUUCGACGAUCCGGUCGUCUCGCGCCAGAUAGACUCUGUUCUUCCCGAUGGCGGAGCCGGUGGACGACGAACGAUCCCUUGGUCGGCUAUAAGCUCCGUCGCCAACCUCGGCAGCACACUCAUACACGUUCUUUCUCAGUCCGCCGUGCUUGUGGGUGUAUUGCGCCGGCAGCGCGACGGGCCGCUGCUUGCGGCCAUCGCGGCGUUCAGCCAUAUCUUCAUGAUGAUGUCCAGCUCGAAUGCAUGGGGCGGUAGUGUGUAUAUGCCUCAAACGGGCGUAUGGGCGGCUACCACGCGCGACGAGGACUUCUUGAGGAUGGAGGGGUACAAGCGCGUCGUGGCUAGCGAGACGCAUCGGAAGGAGAUGAUCGCGAGCGGGUUAACGGAGUACAUGACUGAACACUAUCGCGAGAUGGUACAUCGGUUGGGAAGCAAAGCCGGUGACUUCUGGAUGCUUCUCCGGGAAGAGUCUGUCAAGCUACGAUGGACCAGCAUCAUUCAGAGCGUUCUGCAACAGCUCCCGCAGGUCGUCUUCACCCUUCGUGCUGCUCAGUAUCCGACUUCGAUCCCGGUCAGCAUGGCGUCGCUCUCGCUCAUUCAGCAGUCGAGCAACAGCUUCUUGCGUCAAGUCGAGUCUCUGUUCGACGGUACUGAGAACCUUGGAGGGUCACUUAGUUCGCUGCGCAAGCUAUACGAGGCCGAUAAGAUCCCGAAUCGUGUUGUGGACGGCGAGAAACCUUUUCCCGAGGACGCACAGAGCUUACAUGCAGGCAUCGGCGUUGAGUUCAGAAACGUGUCUUUUGCCUAUCCGGGGACGGAGAGGAUGGUCUUGCAAAACGUGUCCUUCAACAUCCUUCCGGGUCAACUCUGUGUGAUCGUCGGUGCAAACGGCUCAGGGAAGAGCACGGUGCUCAAGCUCUGCUCGCGCAUAUACGACCCUACGGAGGGCUCGAUCCUCAUCGACGGGCACGAUAUUCGCACACUGAAGCUCAACGACCUGCGACGCGCGAUGGCGGUGCUCUUCCAGGACUACACCCACUUCCCGUUGUCCAUACGGGACAACAUCGCCCUAGGCAGCCCUGAAGACGCACACGACGAUACGCGCGUAUACGAGGCUGCGCGACUCGCGGGCGCUGAGGACAUCAUCGAGCGUCAACCCGCCGGAUACGGAGAAUACCUGAACCGUCCAGUGCGCGACUUCUACAGUGACCUCCCAGAGGGAACAAAGACGUUGUUCGGACGCACGGUCAAUCAUAACCGCAUGCGCCGGGCGGUGGGAGAUAAGCCUACGACCUCCACGUUGAGUGGGGGGCAGAUGCAGCGGCUGGCUGUUGCGCGAACGUUCAUGCGAUCGUUGCCGACUGAUUUGAAGGAGGACACAAAAGUCGGCUUGUUGCUCUUCGACGAGCCGAGCGCGUCGCUGGAUCCAACGGCUGAACAUGAUCUCUUCGCUCGCCUCCGCGACCUCCGAGGGAACAAAACCAUGAUCUUUUCCACGCACAGGUUCGGAAACCUGACAAGACACGCGGACGUCAUCUUGUACAUGAACGACUCAGUCAUAGUGGAAGCGGGUACGCAUGAUGAGUUGCUGAAGCGCGAUGGCGAGUACGCUCGUUUGUGGAAGAUGCAAGCCCAGGCUUUCCUGUGA